CGCGCAUUCGUUAUAUCAGUUGACAUUUGACUUCGGAACGAUCCGGUUGAGUUUUAAGUUUUGAGUAGCUGGUUAGUUUUCGAGGUGUGCGAAUCCGUGCUUUUCCGUGCUCAUUGUGAUCCAAUUAGGCUAAUUUCACGCGCUGGAAUGCUAGUAUUGUGAAUGGGGAGCCACAUUGUAUGGGGAUGACUGUUUAAAUUUAAGUCGCGUGAAAAGGAUUUCGUUUUGAAUGUAAAGUUGAUGGUCAAAUAGUUGAGUGUUGUGAGAGAAUUCGGUGGAAGUUUUUAAACUUCCUCACAUCUGUAGUAUAAUAGCGGAUCUUCAAACCAGAAUAGAUUGCGCCUUUUGGAAGAAGAUGAACAGAUCGCUGCUAUCGGUGCUAGCUCUCCUAUCAUUUGUGUCAAGAUCACUCUGCAGCUCUGUUCUUGUGGCUGAUUAUCGAAUGACGAGAAUGGUUGAAUUAAGUAGUCGAGCACCAUUCUGCAAAAUUCACUCGGAUCGAGGCGACAUACAGCGGAUGCUGUUGGCCUUUGACGCAAAGAAGGUCCGACAGGUGCCACGUGAAUCGGUGAUUGCCCUGGAAGAGGUAUGCAACGAGGCUAGCGGUAUUUCGGGUGAACUUCAAGGUGGCCUUGGUUUCAUCUAUCCGGGGACCAAAUGGUGCGGACCAGGUAGUCUGGCAGCAAACUAUUCCGAUGUGGGCCGUUACGCCGACGAAGACCGCUGCUGCCGCGAGCAUGACAUGUGUCCAAACAUUCUGCUGCCGGGAGAGUGCCGUCGAGGGCUGUGCAAUCGUGGUGCCUUCACGAGAUCGCACUGUGAUUGUGAUGCAAGAUUUAGAAAAUGUUUACAAAAUCUAAACACUGAAACCGCCAACACAUUGGGUGCCGUUUUCUUCAACGUUAUUCAGGUGACAUGUUUCGGCGAGAGACGUCCAUGCUCGAUUUGGCAGAGAGUUGGAUACAACGAAUCUGUAGCGGAUGAACUGUGCUCUCGUUGGAAGUAUCGUCCAAGCGAAAAAUAUAUUCCCAUCAUGCAGCAGAAGUCACACAACGGUUGAGUCGUACUCUUAGGAAAUACAGGGAUGAUUACGUUACCUAUUUUGUGAUAGAUAUUUUGUACGCUUGAUCAUGAAAUAAAGAUUGUUUCUGUAGUUUUA
Messenger RNA from Toxorhynchites rutilus septentrionalis, 1159 nucleotides. Its product is annotated as group 3 secretory phospholipase A2. NCBI's taxonomy places the organism in Eukaryota, Metazoa, Arthropoda, Insecta, Diptera, Culicidae. Gene Ontology annotation, biological process: arachidonate secretion; phospholipid metabolic process. The record is from RefSeq and is a predicted model, not a curated record. Bases 356 to 1060 code for a protein of 234 amino acids. The transcript has 6 exons.